AGCACUUCUGCGCCUCAACUAUAGGCAGAUUCCAACGAAAAAGCGGUUGUUCGAUAGUAGAAUGCGAAUGCCACGCACGCCUUUAUGGAAGAAGAAACGUCUGAACACAAUGGUAGCCUGCGAAUAGGUGUCAUUGCGCCAAUUAGUAAAUAAAAGAAAUGAUAGCAAUGAUAGCAACAUUAUCAAAAACUUGAAAUGUAACGUUUUAAAAAAUACGAUCAGUAGUGCGAGUCCUGUAAUAACCUGUUUACAAUGAAUCUGGAAUUGCUGCAAUCAUUCGGACCAAGUUAUCCUGAGGAAUAUGAUGGUACUCUAGAUUGUGUAAGCGUUGCAAUAACAUGUUCUUUCAAUCGACGUGGGACAUUACUUGCUGUUGGAUGUAAUGAUGGACGUAUAGUUAUUUGGGAUUUUUUGACAAGAGGAAUUAGUAAAAUCAUUAGUGCUCAUAUUCAUCCUGUAUGCUCAGUUAGUUGGAGUCGUAAUGGUUACAAACUUCUGAGUGCUUCAAGUGAUUGGUCUGUGUCAGUAUGGGAUGUCCUUAGCGGUGAAUGUGAUGAAAAAUACCGAUUCCCAUCUGUUGUCACUAAGGUUCAAUUUCAUCCAAGAGAUAACUCCAAAUUUCUUGUUUGUCCAAUGAAGCAAGCCCCUGUUCUGGUGCAUAUUAAAAAUAAACAUACGGUGUUACCUACAGCUGGUGAUUCUGAUCAAAAUGUUGUUGCCUCAUUUGAUCGAAAGGGAGAGCAUAUUUACAUUGGCAAUGCAAAAGGAAAGAUCAUAGUUGUUGAAACAGAAACGUUGACGGAAGUAACUUGCUUCAAAAUUUCCAGUGGAACAAAUGCAAACGUGGCUGUUAAGUCCAUAGAAUUUUCUCGCAGAGGAAGUGCUUUUCUUAUCAACUCAUCUGAUCGCAUUAUCCGUGUGUUCGAUGGUCAAAUAAUACUUGCAUGUAAAGGUCAAAAUACAGAGCCUGAACCUAUACAAAAACUUCAAGAUCUUGUGAACAGAACCUUAUGGAAAAAGUGCUGCUUUUCUGGUGAUGGUGAAUAUAUCGUUGCAGGCUCAUCUCGGCAUCAUUCUCUCUAUAUAUGGGAAAAAGGAGUGGGAAAUCUUGUGAAAAUUUUACAUGGAACUAAAGGGGAAUUACCUUUAGAUGUAGUGUGGCAUCCGGUUCGACCAAUUAUUGCAUCUAUAGCCAAUGGAGUCGUUUCAGUUUGGGCUCAGAACCAUGUUGAAAACUGGAGUGCGUUUGCGCCUGAUUUCAAAGAACUUGAAGAAAAUGUCGAGUAUGAAGAACACGAGAGUGAAUUUGAUAUUGAGGACGAAGACAAAGAAGAAGAAAUGAAUUCAGGAAGUGAAUGUGGAGAUGAUGUAGAAGUAGAUGUUUGUGCUAUUGAACGAAUUCCUGCUUUAUGUAGCAGACGUUGUGGUUAUAUGUUUAGUGACGAAGACAAUGACGAAGAUGAAAAUGGUUUAUAUUAUUUGCCCGCAGCACCGGAAAUUGACGAUCCUGAUGAAACCAUCAAUCCGGAUAGCGAAACGUACGAUUUGAAUACUGAUGUCAAUCACAAAUUACCAGUUAAUGUACAAAAUGAACCUCCAACUAAAAAACCCAAGGUUAUCGAAGUAAACUACGACAAAGAAUCCACAUCCAUUGAAUCAGAACAAGAAAACGGAAGAACGAAGGAUUCCAAGAACGAUACAAGCUCAGAAUUAAGCGCAAAUGAGAGUACGAAGACAGAACAAAAAGUUUCCUCGAAAAAGUUCACGGACAAUGACAUUAAUACCGAGAAUGAAACCAGCGAGACUGCUUCUAGCGUCGGUGAUGUUUAAGAUUUGUCACUUACCAAAAAUUAUUGUAUUUAUAUUGUUGUUCUUGUUUGCAAGAUAUUGAGCCUAAAUAGAUAUAAGUAUAUCGUAGUUGUGUCGUAUUGAUUAGACAACAACUAUGUUGAGAACAUUGAGCUGUCUCGUGAGUUGAGAAAAUUCAACUGAAUUUAUUAUCUAACCACUUCAAAGAAAGAAAAUACAAAAUGUUUUUGUUUCAAUCUCAAAGAAAAA
This is a messenger RNA of Xenia sp. Carnegie-2017, 2058 nucleotides long. Its product is annotated as retinoblastoma-binding protein 5-like. The record is from RefSeq and is a predicted model, not a curated record. The transcript has 17 exons. The coding region runs from base 253 to 1830 and encodes 525 amino acids. Gene Ontology annotation, cellular component: Set1C/COMPASS complex. Gene Ontology annotation, molecular function: protein binding. NCBI's taxonomy places the organism in Eukaryota, Metazoa, Cnidaria, Anthozoa, Malacalcyonacea, Xeniidae.